AUCCAAAUACCAGUCGGGGCCUUUUUUUUUGUUAAGAUGAAUGCCAUUAAUGAGAGAUUUCACUCAUUCCAGCAAAGAAUAAAUUUUUAUGGGACACAAAAUUUUAAGUUAGUCCUUGGUGGCUGAUGUGCAUACAAUUUUAAAUCCUUGUAAUUAUAACAGACAUUUAUCCCUCGUAACAUUAUUAUUAUUAUUAUUAUUAGACAUACUUAAAAACUAACAAUGUUUGAUGCUUUAGAUGGAGCCCAGAACUGGGUGAUGGUAGCACCUGUCUGUUGGUGUAACAUUGGCAUUUUAUUACGCAAUGUCCUUUAGUUUUUAUAAAUGCAUUCAAGAGAGAUAGUUUUGCUUUUCAGGAUUGUGUAUGCAUCAAGUCUGCUUUGCUGUUACAUAUUCAUGAUUAAUAUUUUGUUUUCCACUCACUUUCACCACACGUUUUCUGAAUUUGUUCAAUAGUGAGUGAACUGGAUUUAUUCACUAUUGCCCUCGAGAGCUGUUAUACAGCUUUAGAAAAUUAAGAUAGAUACCACUUCAGAUUUCCAGACCUGAACUGUGUUGUAGCAUAUACCUGUGAACGGUGAAAGCAGUGGUCUCUUAAUGUUCUCCAAAGCUGUAUUUGUUCCUAAACACCAUCGGUAGGUCAUUAUCAUCUCAUUCGUGUGUAAAACAGUGCUGAUGAGCUGUGCAAGCGUUUUCCAUUUGUCUAGUUUAAUUCCAUCAGGAUUUACCAUUGUUUUGGUCCUGAUGGCCUUCCCAGGUUUCUAACAGCCUUUUUAACACACAUAGGUGUGUCUCAUCCUCUAGAGGAGCCACUCCUGAGCUGCAAUCUCAUUUUAUGUUGUGCAAAUUACAUAAAUGACAGUAAAUAAUAGCCACUCACCACAGCAUUUAAGUACACGUAGUUAAUAAUUAAAUUUGUGUGCACCAGAGCCACCAAUGACUUUAAAGUAUCAUGGAUUUCCAUAACAUGGAUUAAUAAUUGAGAAUGCUGAAGCUACUUAUGUACUUGUGUGUGAAAAUAUAAUGGGGAGAUGGCUUACUGAAAGGAUAUAAUUGUCUUAAUUUGCUAAUUUUCAUUGUCAAAUAUCAUGUAAUCUAUUGAUGUAUUAUUCCGUUUUUAUUUUAUUUAAAAUGAUUGUCAAUUUAAAGGUAAAGAUUUAACAAAGAACCUCAAUGUUUUAAUUGAAAGAGUCCUUUGCUGACUGCCUGCCCCUAUUGCUGGCCAUGGUGUCCCCCCUUUCCAAGAGUGUGGUUUGACCAUUCUGGGCCCCUGGGCAGACCAAAAAAGGGAGCCAUUGUGAAUGAAGACCGCUUUUCCCAUUAGGCCCAGGCCGGGUGGUGAGGAUGCCAUGGGGUUAGGAAGAGAUGUGGGUUCAGCUCUUAUAGGUGGAUAUGGCCGUUGGGGAAGAGACAGAUACGGUCCUCCAAUAAGGACAGAUUAUCGGCUUAUUGUUGAGAAUCUUUCCAGCCGCUGCAGCUGGCAGGACUUGAAGGAUUACAUGAGGCAGGCAGGUGAGGUGACUUACGCUGACACCCAUAAAGGCCGGAGGAACGAGGGGGUAAUAGAGUUCAGGCUCUACUCUGACAUGAAGAGAGCUCUGGAGAAGCUGGACGGCACCGAGGUGAACGGCAGAAAGAUCCGACUCAUUGAGGACCGUCCUGGUGCCAGGCGCCGUCGUUCGUAUUCUCGCAGUCGCAGCCGCUCCAGGUCUCGCUCCAGGAGCCGCAGAUCCCGUAAAAGCCGAAGCCGCAGUGAAAGCAGUAGUCGCAGCCGCUCCCACUCCAGGGCAGCCUCUCGCUCUCGCAGCCGAUCUCGAAGUAAGAAAAAUAAAGGUAAGAGUAAGGAAGAGGAACGCAGCAACGGUGCUCAGAAAAGCAAAGACCGCAGUCGGAGCAGCAGCAGCCGAAGCCCCAAGAGCAAAAAGAGCAAGAAAGAAGGAAAGAGGGUCAAGAAAGAGGACUCCCGGUCCAGAUCCAGAUCCAGGUCUCGCUCCAGAUCUCGUUCCAAGGAUCGCUCCAGGAAAUCCAGCUCAAAGGGUCGCGAACAGCCCAAGAGUGACGACGAGGGCGGCGAACCGGAGAGGGGCUCCCGGUCUCGCUCCACCUCCCCUGUCGAAUCCAAAUCUAGAGCCAGGUCUAAAUCAAAGUCCAAGUCCAAAUCCCGUUCCCCCUCGCCCGCAAAAGCCCGCUCCCGGUCCCACUCCCGCUCAGAGUCCCGCUCUAAAUCCCGCUCUAAAUCCCGUUCCAAAUCCCGCUCCAAAUCCCGCUCCAAAUCCCGUUCUAAAUCCCGUUCCCAGUCUCGUUCCCGCUCCCGUUCCCGCUCCUAGUUCAGAUUUGGGACUGUUUGUGAUGAGCCCUGAUCCCCGUGUCUCCCCUCGUCCUCCAUUUACAUUCCCCACGGCCCCCCUCACUGCCCCCGCCUCCUGUCUUUUGAUAAAUAGCUGUAGAAAACCAGGCACUCAUGCUCGGCGUCUUUUAUGCACACGCUCCUCCAUUUCAUUUGACUUUUACUCAACAUACUUUUUCAUUAUUGGUAGAGUUGUCUCUUAUGGCGGUGUUUGUAAAAUAACAGGGUGCAAUCUCAGUUUUAUAAGUUUAAAUGAUAUGUGUCUUAGCCUUUUUUUAAUCAGGUGUAGAAGCAUUCUGUUUUGUUGAUAAUGCUGGGUGGGAAUGUGUUCCGACAUCACCUCACCUCUAUGGAAUCCUUGUUAUCAUUUUAUUUCAGAUUAAAAAUGCCUCUUCGGGAUUUCUUACCGGA
Sphaeramia orbicularis (orbiculate cardinalfish) is the source of this 2758-nucleotide messenger RNA. It is a transcript of the gene srsf4, whose product is annotated as serine and arginine rich splicing factor 4. The record is from RefSeq and is a predicted model, not a curated record. The transcript is spliced from 5 exons. The coding region runs from base 1302 to 2327 and encodes 341 amino acids. Gene Ontology annotation, molecular function: mRNA binding. Lineage: Eukaryota; Metazoa; Chordata; Actinopteri; Kurtiformes; Apogonidae. Gene Ontology annotation, cellular component: nucleus; cytoplasm.